This is a messenger RNA of Cucurbita maxima (winter squash), 1605 nucleotides long. RefSeq lists its product as uncharacterized. The transcript has 3 exons. Bases 183 to 1460 code for a protein of 425 amino acids. NCBI's taxonomy places the organism in Eukaryota, Viridiplantae, Streptophyta, Magnoliopsida, Cucurbitales, Cucurbitaceae. The record is from RefSeq and is a predicted model, not a curated record.
AAUGUCCGUUUUAGUGAUCUCCGGCGACCUAAUUGACGGCUAACCUUGCGGUUGCCGCCCAUCCUUCAAAUUCAGAGCUUCAACUCGCUUGCUGAGAUCGAAUUCAACUGCUUGAAGAUUAAAGAGAGAAUCAUAGGCUAUACUUCUGGUCGGUCCAAUCACUGAUCUUCUGGUUCCCCGAAAUGGAGCCUAUUACAUUUAUCGUCGACAAAUUAAAAGAUUUCGGGACCGCAAGCCACAAUUUCUUCGAUGGUUUAGUUCGUCGCCGCCAACAAUCAUCUCGCCGCCGUCCGAUUGAAAUCCUGAAGCGGCUGCAAAGGGAAACAUUUUCAGAUUUAAUGAGACUUAGAGACAGACAAGAAAAGGUAGAGAAGGUACCAUCCUUUAACAAUACACAGAGGAGUAGUCCAUUCCAAGAAAAUGGCACUCAUGUAAGAGGAGAGGUUGAUAUAUUGGGCGCAUUACUAUUGAUGAGUGUUAUUGAUAAUCAUAGCCUCAAAACACUUCGUAGUUCUGGAAUCUCCACAGGAAUUCACUCGAGAUUGACUUUUGAAACGACUGUAAGAGAAAACGAUUCUCUUGUUGCAGAGUUCGUAGCCAAUCAGAAAGCCAAGGUGGAUUUUGGUGUUGACUCUGGAAGUGAACUUACUCUAUCUAAAGUUCUUUACAAGGCUAGUGUGAGUGAUUGGAUGUCUGCAAUUGUAGCUCCUAUUGGAGCUCGAUGUAGGGAUGUUGCUAUAAUUGCAAGCCCUUCUCGUCGGGAAAAGGGUCUUACAGAUAUUUCAUCUUUUGGACCACCCCUUUUGGAUCAGCCAAAUGGUGGCGCCAUUGGUUUAACGGUGAGAAGAUCCAAUGUUACUGCUUCCUUAGUUCAAUUCAUUUCAACAGAGGAAAUACAACCAAGUUUUGGUCGGAUUCAGCAUUGCUUUAGUACAUUUGGACAACUAAUGUGCCAAUUCUCAAGAGGAACAAAGCUCUCACUACUGGGUCUUCUCCAAGCGCCAAAAUUAUGCAAUCAACAUGUCGAUCUCGGAGCCCUUACAAUUUCAGUCGGACUAGGGAGUCGACAUGAAUCUUCUGAAACAGCCGAGACACCUGAUUCAUGUUUGUUAACAGCGUCGAGGAAAGCUAUUUCAAGGGGAUCUAUGGCUUUACUGCUGGAGUCGGAACUCGACGAAGUGAUCAGACUUGGAGGUUGGGUUGAGGUGAGGCAAUCAAAUCCGAACGACGUGCAAUGGGCUGUGUCGAUGUCUGAUAAUAAUAGUGAAGAGGCAUUAGGUUGGGGAAUGAACUUAGGUGGGAUUCAUGGAGGCACAUCAGGUACGGAUCACUUUCAGAUUGAAUCUUAUGUUAAACUGAACAUGAGUAAGAGAUUCAACGUGAAGCCAGGAAUUGCAUAUGUGACCGACGGCGAUGCCUAUAUGAUGGCCUUGCUCGUUCGGUCUAACUGGUCUAUAUGAUACCCAUCUUAUGAAAUAUCAUUUUGAGAGCUGUAGUUUGUCUGAAAGGUCCAUAUGUGCCCUCCAGCAUUUAGGUGUGGAGGACAAUAUUAUAUUCAUGCACGUCAUAAGCAAAGGAAUACCGGAAGAAAUUCAUUUUUUUUUU